Daucus carota subsp. sativus is the source of this 1718-nucleotide messenger RNA. RefSeq names its product zinc finger CCCH domain-containing protein ZFN-like. The transcript has 7 exons. Bases 192 to 1481 code for a protein of 429 amino acids. Gene Ontology annotation, molecular function: metal ion binding; mRNA binding. Lineage: Eukaryota; Viridiplantae; Streptophyta; Magnoliopsida; Apiales; Apiaceae. The record is from RefSeq and is a predicted model, not a curated record.
AAUUAUAAGAAAUGCAUUCAAGAUGACUGGUUUAUAUUCAUUCUCUCUCUCCUUUUUCUUUUUUCUUUUUUGUGGAGAGGAGAGAUUACAAGACACAAAUUACCCACUUUUUCUAUCUCCUACCUAUACAUACACAUUACACACACACAUAUCUGUUGAUGUAACUUCCCAACUCUCAUGACACUUUCUUCAUGGACUUAGGCGUUGCCAUUCCCAUGUCCGUCGGUCCUUCCGCCUUGGAUGACGAUGAACUAUGGGAUAUGAAUUUGACAUCAAGGAGUGCAAUAGAUUCGGGAUUUUAUCCUGUGCGUGAAGGAGAGCCUGACUGUUCCUACUACAUUAGAACAGGCCUGUGUCGAUUUGGAAAUUCAUGCCGAUUUAAUCAUCCUACUAACAGGAAACUAGCUAUUGCCACUGCAAGGAUGAGAGGAGAAUAUCCAGAAAGAAUUGGACAACAGGAAUGCCAGUACUACUUGAAGACAGGAACAUGCAAGUUUGGAGCCACAUGCAAAUUUCAUCAUCCUAGAGAUAAGGCUGGGAUUGAAGGAAGGGUCUCACUCAAUGUCUUGGGCUAUCCUCUUCGACCGAAUGAAUUAGAAUGCGUGUAUUAUUUAAGAACUGGACAAUGCAAAUUUGGUAGCACUUGCAAGUUUCAUCACCCUCAACCAUCUAAUAUGAUGGUCUCUUAUCGUGGUUCUCCCAUCUAUCCAAUUGGAGCGGCAACAACACCUGGCCAACAGUCAUAUGCAGGAGGAAUUGCCAAUUGGCCCUUGUCCAGGGCAUCUUUUAUUCCAAAUUCACGCUGGCAAGGCCCUUCGAAUUAUGCGCCUUUGAUUCUACCUCAGGGGGUUGUAUCAGUUCAAGGCUGGAAUUCAUACAACGGUCAGCUUGGUUCACUUUCUCCUGCUGAGCAACAAGAGACUACCGGAAACAGUCAACACUAUGCAACAUCUCACCAAAGUGAAGUAGCUACUGGAGGAACAUACCCAUCAUACCGUUCUGGCUCUGUCCCAGUUGGAUAUUAUGCGUUGCAGAGGGAAAAUGUUUUUCCUGAGAGACCUGGUCAGCCUGAAUGCCAAUUUUAUAUGAAAACUGGAGACUGCAAGUAUGGUGCGGUGUGCAGGUUCCAUCAUCCCAGGGAGAGACUAAUUCCUGCUCCAGAUUGCGUAUUGAGCCCCAUGGGUCUUCCUUUACGAACGGGUGAACCAUUAUGCAUCUUUUAUGCUCGAUAUGGGAUCUGCAAAUUUGGUCCUAGCUGCAAGUUUGACCAUCCUAUGGGGGUCUUCACAUACAAUAUGGCAGCACAAUCACCAACUGAUGCUCCAGUUCAGCAUUAUUUGGGGACGUCUUCUGGAACUGGUACUAUGACAUUGUCUUCAGAAGGGCUUACUGAAGCAAGUUCGGUGAACCCCAGAAGAAUUUCACUGACAGAGACAAGACAAAUUCCUUCCGGUGAUAAUCAUAUUGGCUCUGAGGGAUAAAUAUUCCCCUAAAUGUAGCCUUGCAAGUGCCUUCUAACAUUUACUUGUACAACCUGCAAAAGUCGCAUGUACAAAUUCAUUUCCAUUGCUGGGGAUGUACCAAAUACAUAAUACAGUCUGUCUGGUCUUCUGAGAGUUUAAUUCAGUUGACAGGCUUGACGAAGUAUAUUUAUGUCCACUGUAUAAAUAUGCCACGCUUUCCCAAUUGGUAAUAAUGUCAAUGUUUAAAAUUCAUGA